Molecule: messenger RNA, 1948 nt
Organism: Triticum aestivum (bread wheat)
Lineage: Eukaryota; Viridiplantae; Streptophyta; Magnoliopsida; Poales; Poaceae
Product: protein ZINC INDUCED FACILITATOR-LIKE 1
Exons: 17
Coding region: 505-1707 (400 amino acids)
Biological process (GO): transmembrane transport
Molecular function (GO): transmembrane transporter activity
Source: RefSeq, a predicted model, not a curated record
CCAGUUCCAAGAACAACAUUACAUGCAUGUCUCAAUCAACUUGUGCCCACGGUCGGUGAGCACAUGCAUAAAAACCACCCCCUCGCCCUCGUUUAUUGAUCGCGCUGCACAGACUGAGUGGAGCUGAGCCACUGAGCGGUGAGCCUGGAUAAAGGAUCGAUGGCCGGCGGCGAGGCAGGAGCGCCGUUGCUGGAGAAGAAGGAGGCGGUCUACCGUGAAGGGUGCCCGGGAUGCGCCGUGGAGCGGAGGAAGACGCUGAACCCCGGCGUCCCCUACAAGGAGUUCUUCCACAUCUGGACCAUCAUCCUCGCCUCGUGUUUGCCAGUAUCGUCACUAUUCCCCUUCUUGUAUUUCAUGGUACGUUUUUCUAACGCAAAAGAAAAACCAUAACAUUUGGGAUCAAAAGAGUACAAAACUCGCCCAUGGAAUUAUAUACGAGACUUGUACAUUGCCAAAACAGUCGAGGACAUUGGAUUCUAUGCUGGGUUUGUAGGCGCCUCCUAUAUGCUUGGUAGAACUUUAACCUCCACUGCUUGGGGGAUGGUAGCAGACCGCAUUGGGAGAAAGCCAGUUAUUGUGCUUGGACUUUUCUCCGUGAUUUUAUUCAGUGCUUUGUUCGGACUAAGUGUGCAUUACUGGAUGGCAGUAUCUACACGAUUUCUUCUUGGUUCUUUGAACGGCAUAAUUGGACCUAUAAGAGCUUAUGCUAUUGAAGUUUGUCGACCAGAGCACCACGCUAUUGCAUUAUCACUUGUUAGCACAGCAUGGGCAAUAGGUCUCAUUUUAGGACCAACGAUUGGCGGAUAUCUUGCACAGCCUACAGAAAAAUAUCCAAAGUUAUUUCCCGUCGACUCAUUAUUCGGAAGGUUCCCAUAUUUAUUACCUUGUCUGUGUAUAUCAGUCUUCAGUUUUCCUGUUCUAAUAAGCUGCGUUUGGCUCCCGGAGACACUACAUAACCACAACACUGAUGAAAAGGAAGAUCAAGCGAGUGAAUCUUUGACUGCAAUUUUUUCUACUACGGAAGUGAUUGUCGAGCAUAAUAUUACUUCAACAACGAAAAACAAUGUAUUGAAGAACUGGCCAUUGAUGUCAUCUAUUAUUCUGUUCUGUAUCGUAUCCUUUGAUGACAUGGCAUAUUCAGAGAUAUUCUCCUUAUGGGCUGAAAGUGACAGAAAGUAUGGUGGACUAAGUUUCUCGUCUGAGGAUGUUGGUCAAGUUCUUGCAAUUACAGGUGUUAGCAUUCUUGUAUACCAAACUUUUAUUUUUCCCCGUAUUAUCAGAGUUAUGGGACCAAUCAAUACUUCUCGUGUUGCGAUGAGUCUGUCUGUGGUGCUUCUGUUUACAUAUGCACCAAUCACACAUCUCUCAAGACCUUGGUCGUCAAUAGCAGUAAACAUUGCAUCGAUUCUUAAAAAUAAUUUUCUCAUUACCAUUGUUACUAGUUCUUUCAUUCUUCAGAAUAAUUCUGUGACUCAAGAUCAAAGAGCAACCGCAAAUGGCUUAGCCACCACUUUAAUGUCCUUUUGUAAAACAUUUGCUCCAACAGGAGGUGGAAUUGUGUUUUCAUGGGCACAGAAACGCCAACAUGUUUUCUUUUUUCCAGGUGACCAGAUGUUGUUUUUUCUUUUGGCUAUUGUCGAGCUUGUGGGACUUGUUUGGACAUUCAAGCCGUUUCUUGUUGUGCCUGAUCAAUUUUCUUCAAAUUAGCACUCUAGAUUUGUACGUGCUAUUAUGAGUGCGUGCCUGUAUCGUACUCUUCUUACAGAAUUAUAUCCAUACUUUGGUGGUAUACGCGCUUCGAAUUGGGUUGUAACGUAAUUACGUGGUUAGGAUUUUGCGGAGUAUCUAAAAUAAGGAGAAAACCAUUUUCAAGUGUCAUUAUUAUCUCCCUGCAAACAAAUAGUGCCAUUAUUUAUUAAUUACAGAAAAAUACUAUGAAUCAAAUGCA